AUGGACAGUCAAACCUGUGGACAUUAUGCCCUCUUGUUUUUAAAAGCCAAAGCCAAGCAUCCGUCCUUUCAAGAUUUUUUACCGCAAUGGAACUCACAAAAUUUAGUGUUAAAUGAUAGGCGUGCGGGUGAAAAGAUUCAACGUCUAAUUAAGACAGAGCUCACUAGGAAAGAUUUGAGUUGUAAACAAUCCAAUGUAAGCCGUUGUGCCUUUGCUUUUUUUAUGAUUUACAAAAAAUGCGUGUACCCAACUCUGUGUCUUUCAUUCUUGAUCACGUUAAUGCAUGGGGAUGAGCAAAGUGUCAUAGAGGGAUUGGCUUUUACGCAAGCCCAUAUCUAUUUGUUGUAUCAAUGGUACUGUCAUUGUCAUUGGCCCUUGGGUACUUUACAAGACUGGGUGGAGAUUAUGACCCUUGCCAGAUCUCAUCAAUGGUCUGCAUUAAACACCUUUCCGUUGGACAAACCAAUCCUUAAAAAGGUGGUGUUUACUACCCUAGCAUUAGUUUCUCCCAGAUUGUAUAGGGUGUACUGUUAGCAUGAUUACACGUCAGGAUUCCCGUCAAAUCUAUGAGGCCUUUGCCAAAGCCAAGGUACUGUAUAUGAGUCAACAUCCCUAGGAGAUUUUUGACCAAGAUCAAUGGGAUGGGUCUCAUUGGAAGCAGGUGGUUCAAUUGGCUCAACAAUAAGCUUGGGAGGCCAUGAAACACUAUAUUGAAAGGAUGGGGGAAACCAUAAGGGGACACAUGCAGACUCUCAUUCAAUUAGCCUCUUCGCGUUUGUAUCAUACACUUUGGGGCGAACACAUACAGCCAAGCGAAAGGGUAAAAAAGGGGGAGCACGAUUUAGAAGAAAACUCCGUCUAGUGGAUAAAAUUGCAGAAGGCGUUGCCAUGGGUUUGUCAGGGCCCUCUCCCAGUUUUGCUAAAAUGGGCGCCUUUUUAGCCAAGCAGGCCUUCAAGGGUAUAAAAGACAACGUCCAUCAUUAUCAGAGAGGAAAAGGACUUGGUACCGUCUUAUCCACAGCAGCCAAAAUUGGGUAUAAAUUAGGCAAGGACAAAGGGUAUAAACGUAUGGGUGCUGUGGGAGCCACAGGUCAUUACAAGCAUUUUCGUAAACUGUGGAAAACAUGAUUCGUCAACCCGCCAGUGUGAUUAUUGCCAGACCUUCUGGUAGUGGCAAGAGUGAACUCGUUGAAAACCUCUUGAAGGAGAGAAAACUCUUUUAUCCCCCUNUCGUUGAAAACCUCUUGAAGGAGAGAAAACUCUUUUAUCCCCCUCCGAAAAAGAUGGUCUACUGUUACGAUCGAUGGCAACCUCGAUUUGACCGCAUGAAAAAACAAUCCAACGUCUUUUUUUUUACAAAGGUCUUCCUCCUGAAGGAGCGUUAG
Messenger RNA from Porites evermanni, 1385 nucleotides. NCBI's taxonomy places the organism in Eukaryota, Metazoa, Cnidaria, Anthozoa, Scleractinia, Poritidae. The record is from the annotation of a GenBank genome assembly.